Melitaea cinxia (Glanville fritillary) is the source of this 1760-nucleotide messenger RNA. RefSeq lists its product as uncharacterized. The record is from RefSeq and is a predicted model, not a curated record. The transcript has 2 exons. The coding region runs from base 1 to 1680 and encodes 559 amino acids. NCBI's taxonomy places the organism in Eukaryota, Metazoa, Arthropoda, Insecta, Lepidoptera, Nymphalidae.
AUGAGUGAACCGUGUCGAGAAAACCUUCCACUGUUGUAUGAUGAUUAUUCUGAUGAAGAUUUUCGCAUACGUAAAUCAAGCCCAAAGUUUCAACGCCUAUUCCGACAUUCAGCGAUAUCUGGUCGUGCAAGAUCUCAAGCGAUAGGCGCUGCUGCUAUCAUAACCCGGUGGCCAGAAUGCCUUAAUUGUUUUUCAGAGCACUUUUCUUCUCUGCUGAAGUACUGGUGGAUAGGAUUUGGCAUGAUUGCAUUUACGUUUUUUGUAAUAUAUAACAGCAUUGUUGCGAUUUCUAUGCUCCCAGAAACACAUUAUAAGCCUGCUAAAUACAACGAUAAAGAAUACAUAUCUAAAAAUGUGUCUCAUGAAAAUUCGAAAAUUAAUGUAUUUAUGCAUAUUUUCGUAAACAAUUAUGAGGAAUCAAGCAUAAAGUUUUAUUUACCGCACAUUGUAAAAUUUUCAAAAAAGUAUUCAAAUUUUAUGCACAACGUAAUUAUACUCCUCAAAGAUGAUCCAAGGGAUAUAUUAGAAAAUAGUGACGAAUUAAAUAUUAAAAUGGCAUGGAAUUCAUUAUGGAUGGCAGAUAAAAAGCAAGAAAUAGUAAAUUUAAGUGAAAAUACUAAUAUUCAAAUUAUAUCUUUAAUGGAAUACAUGGAUGAGUCCCCGCUGAAAACGUAUUGGCGACGUUUGCCCGAAAAAAUCUAUGGUUUUUUAACUCGAUGUAUUGCAAUAUGGGAUAAAGGAGGCGUUGCCUUUGAUCCCGUAAUACUUACUCCAAGUUCACCAAACCCAGAGCACAGAGAAAGCUUGGAACAUAUUCUUAAUAAUUUUAAGUCUGGGAGACAUGAAAAAACAAAAAAAGAAAAUGUUUCAUUGCCAAAAAAGAAAAUAAAUAAUAUUCAAGAUAUAAUUAAUAAUAUAGAGUACCAAGACAAAAAUAUAAUGCAAGAAAAUCUAUUAGAGGAAGAAACUAGAAAAGAUAUUUUUAGAAAGAAGAAUUUAAGCUUUAAUAAAAUUAAAAGAAAUACGCAUAACGAUUCUAAAAAACGAUAUCUCAAUAAUACCAACAAAAACAAAACCAAAGGUUUUGAAGACACUACACAUAUAAAUAAAAUUGUUUCAAACUCCGACGUACUAAGCGAAAGUAGUUUUAAUGACUUAUCUACAUCAAAAAAAGUCGUUAAUCAAGUUGAUGAUGAAGUUAUUACCCAGCACAAUCUCUUUCCCAUGUUCUUAGAAUACCUUUUCAAAAGUCCACGAUAUACAUCUAAAAAUUCAAAUAAGCAAAUCAGUACACUAAACGACACCUCAACGCCGACAACGUCCACAGCAUCGACGUCACUUACUAGUACAAAUUCUGCUCUGGAGGACGUUGCUUUUAAAGAUCAACGAAGCAAUUCUUUAAUAAAAUGUUUGUCUAAAAGAAAAAUGUUCACUAAAAAAUAUAUUAACCUUGACGAAAAUUCCAAUGAAAACGAAAAUAAUAUAUCGUUAAGUAUUAAUUUGAAAGGAAAUUUAAUCGCUACUGAAACACCUUGUCAUGCAUUUAUCGGAACUAUUUUUAGCAAUGCUUUACAACAUUAUGAUGACGAAUCGAUUACAGAUUUUAUAAUAACAGAACUAUUAAUAUUUUGUAAAGGAGUUUUAUCGUCGUGUAAAGGUGUUGAUGUAAUUUUAAUAUAAGUUAUAUAAUGUACAAUGUUAUAAACAUUUAUUGUUGUGUUUUACAAUUUUGUGUUAAAAUAAAAGAUUCUUAAAAUAAA